Molecule: messenger RNA, 742 nt
Organism: Vombatus ursinus (common wombat)
Lineage: Eukaryota; Metazoa; Chordata; Mammalia; Diprotodontia; Vombatidae
Gene: TTC36
Product: tetratricopeptide repeat domain 36
Exons: 3
Coding region: 37-495 (152 amino acids)
Biological process (GO): cilium assembly
Molecular function (GO): protein binding
Source: RefSeq, a predicted model, not a curated record
UUUGGGUCACUGCCUUGGGCUGAGCUCUUCUUAACCAUGGGGACUCCAAAUGAUCAAGCAGUAUUGAGAGCAAUCUUCAGCCCAGACACCCCAUUUGGAGAUGUGCCUGGGUGGGAACUUGAAGAAGAUCAAAUAGAGAAAAAUCAGGUGGAAGAUGAAGAUGACAGCUUCCCUGGGGACCUGCUGGAACAAGCCAAGAACCUAGAGUUACAGGGGGUGACAGCGGCUGAAGCCGGCAACCUGAGCACAGCUCUUGAGAGGUUCAGGCAGGCCAUCAACCUACUGCCUGGCAGGGCCUCAGCCUAUAACAACCGAGCCCAGGCCCGAAGACUUCAGGGAGAUGUUGCAGGUAUCGAGGAGUCUCCAAACUCUAGCCUCUCGGAAUCCACCCAUGUUACUGAUCAUCCUGAGAACAACUUUCAGGACUUUCAGCGUGUCCUGCCAGUAUUGCCUUUUCUUCUCCUGUGUAAGCUUUUUCACAGCGGACAUGCAUAGUUAGGGUGCUCUGGUAUUUUGUAGUUGCUCCCUAUGGCAGGUAUCCAGUGAGCAGUGAAGAGGUUUGAGUUUGUCCUGAGGGGAACAGAGACUGCUAGAGUACCUCUUGGGUCCGGGCACUCCCAGGGGAGCUGUAUUCACCCCUUCUUUAAUACCCAUGACCUACUUUGGACAUUUUAGACCUGCUGAGAUAGACAUAGUCCUUUUGACCAAGUAUUCAAAUAAAAUAAAUACAGCUAGAAUAAGA